Mercenaria mercenaria is the source of this 1455-nucleotide messenger RNA. RefSeq lists its product as uncharacterized. The record is from RefSeq and is a predicted model, not a curated record. The transcript has 2 exons. NCBI's taxonomy places the organism in Eukaryota, Metazoa, Mollusca, Bivalvia, Venerida, Veneridae. The coding region runs from base 248 to 1060 and encodes 270 amino acids.
GGUCUGGUCGGGCUCUAUGCUGUUCAAUUUCAAAGCCUGUAACAAUUAGAGAAACCGUCAGCGAAUAGAAUGGGUCGUUGCGGGCCGCGGGGCCACUGUGUUGGUUUUUUCUUGGCGCGGCUCAAAUAAUAACUAUAAUAAAAACAAAAACAUCAACAGAAAACAUGGUAGCUUUACGAUCUGAAUUCCUCUAAACUGAAUAUUAAUUUUUUGUUUUGCUUUUUUCCAUAACUUAAACAAACUGAGCAUGCCUCCACGAAAACGGGCCCGGACAUCACAAAGAGCUCCACAUACAUCAUCAUCGGAUGGAAACAAGGGUCCAUCGGAUCAAGCAACACCGAAAUCUGGCCAGCCAAAGAGUCAACAAACACCACCGUCACCGCCGAAUAGGAAACGUCAGCAGACACAGCCGGCACCGCCGAAUAGGAGCGAAGGUCACGUGGACAGCCCGGGACAAUCAGUUAAGCUGACCAAUGUUUGGAUAAAAGGGUCCUCCCUAAUAAAAGGAGCGUACCAUAGACUAGCCUUUAGACCGGAUGGCAACAGUUUAGGUUUGCAACAUUAUAAUGUCAGGAUCACGUGGGAAUUUCUCAGUGGCAUGAGAAUUAGAGAUAUACGCAGGUCUGUACAAUAUUUACUACAAUUUAAAGAUGAACCAGACAUCAUUGUCAUUCAUUGUGGUGGAAAUGACAUAGGCACCAAAUCCACUUGGGACAUAACAUUCGAAUUCAAAAUGUUGAUAACUGAUUUCCUGCAGCCAUUACUGCCCAACACUAGGCUUAUCUGGUCACAAAUUCUUCCGCGCAGAACCUGGCGUUAUGUACCAUACACACCAACUGCGGAAAACAUUAGAAAACGUAUCAACAGUUCUCUCGCAACAUUUGUUAUUAGAAACGGAGGUGGCUAUAUAAAAUACGCUGACAUUUCUUUAGAAAAACAAUUUUUUCACACGGAUGACACUCAUUUGUCAGAACUUGGAUACGAUAUAAUGCUUAAUACACUGUCUUCUGCUCUGUACAAAAUAAUAAUUGAAGGAGAGAAAGUAUAUGCAUGUACAUAGUGUUACUCUAACUAAGGAAAACUGACUGUUGUUCUUGUUCCCUUUUCUGUUCAUCAGUCUAACUUAGUUAUAACUCUGGUUUUGACAGUUUAAUAAUAAAAAUGUUUGGCAAAAUUUCAAUUAAUAUAGUCCUGAUAAGCUAGCAAUGGUCAUGACCAGUUAUCUUGUUAAUAUCCUGCAGAUUCAUGCUAGUCCGCAGAUUUUGGCGGAAGGCUCACUCUUUAGCUAGUCUAAAUCGCGCCCCUUUUUGGCAUAAUACUAACAUGCAUCUGCAGAAUGUAUUCUGGGAUUUUCUACCGUAAUCGGGGAAAAUCUUAUUUUAUUAAAAUAUCUAUCAUUCAGUCAUGGCCAAAUUAAUGCCAAACCUUAGUUAAUUAAAAACGUAAAAAUGAAAA